This is a messenger RNA of Pelobates fuscus (common spadefoot toad), 972 nucleotides long. RefSeq names its product olfactory receptor 10A7-like. Gene Ontology annotation, biological process: G protein-coupled receptor signaling pathway. The transcript has 2 exons. Lineage: Eukaryota; Metazoa; Chordata; Amphibia; Anura; Pelobatidae. Gene Ontology annotation, molecular function: G protein-coupled receptor activity; olfactory receptor activity. Gene Ontology annotation, cellular component: membrane. The coding region runs from base 19 to 972 and encodes 317 amino acids. The record is from RefSeq and is a predicted model, not a curated record.
UCCCAUAUACUAUAUCUAAUGGUACAUAUCAACCCAAAGGAUAUGUUUGAAGUCAACCAGACAAAAGUUACAGAAUUCAUAUUCUUGGGAUUUCAGAAUCUUCAGACUGUUAAUAUUGGACUGUUUGUUCUAUUCCUUACAAUUUACAUCUUGACGUUAGCUGGGAACCUGCUAAUUGUUUUAUUGGUGGCCAAGGUUCCAUGUCUGCAAUCUCCCAUGUAUUUCUUCCUGAGCAACUUAUCAUUGUCCGAUAUCUUGCUCACUACAAAUGUAGUUCCCAACCUGCUCCACGGUAUAAUUAUUGGAGGAAGCUCAAUAUCCAUCACUGGCUGCCUCACUCAACUUUACUUUUAUGGUGUUUCUGCAGCUGGAGAAUGUCUUCUUCUCACUGUGAUGUCCUAUGAUCGAUAUUUAGCCAUCUGUGAUCCACUACAUUACAUCACUAUCAUGGAUCUCAGGCUACGUGUCCAACUUGCUCUUUGGUCUUGGCUUCUAGCAUGUAUAGUAAUGAUAUUUAUUGUUUUUCUAAUAUGUAAUUUACAGUUCUGUGGUCCCCAUUUAAUUGACCAUUAUUUCUGUGAUAUUGCACCUAUUCUAGACUUGACUUGUUCAGAUCACCAAAUUGUUGACUUUUCAUACUUUAUUUUAACAAUACUUUUUGCUCUUAUUCCAUUUUCCUUUAUUCUCUUCACUUAUAUCUCUAUUUUUAUCACUGUAUCUCAAAUUUCUUCCAGCAGUGGGAAACAGAAAUCCUUCUCCACCUGCAGCUCUCACUUGAUGGUAGUGAGUACGUACUAUGGGACUCUAAUUACUAUUUACCUGGUUCCAUCCAAGGGGCGGUCAUAUAAUGUCAAUAAAGUUAUAUCCCUUUUAUACACCAUGGGAACUCCAUUCUGCAACCCAAUUAUAUACAGUCUUAGAAAUCAGGAGAUAAAAACAGCUGUAAAAUAUAUAUGUAAUAUCAAAAAUUAA